AUGUCCGGUUCUGACUCACCCCAGCCUAAUUUACGAAAGUAUGCUUACGCGAAGGAAAACAUGGGUAAUAGUCGUUCACGAGUUGUUCCAGCAACAUUCAAAAUUUUUGAUCUUCAAACACGUGUUCGACAUAAGAAUCAACGAGAAGUGCUUCAACUUCGCCUAAAAAUAAACGAUUUAAAUAUGGAACAAACUACACAAUUAACAAAAUAUACGUAUGCUCGUGCAGAAUUACGAUCAAAACUACGUGAACUACAGCAUGAAAGUGCGAAAAAGAAUAUGGUGAAGUUAUUCCAGUACAAUCCUCAACUAACAGAAGACAGCACAUUUAUUGAUUCAUCAGUAGAUACAAUUCGACUAGGUGGCAAUCCAACUCAUCGUAAAACACCCGACUCAAUUCUCGAUGAUCGCUCAUCAACCAGUUUAUUAUUACAUGAUUUAGAUGUAUCAACAAAAGAUCAUAAUAGUUCAUUGUUAUGGUCAUCAAUUGCAAAUACACAAAAUUCAUUUGAUUUAAGCAAAUGGCAGUGGACAUCGAAACGUAACAAACCAGUACAAACACAUAAGAAUACUUCGUCGACAAUGUCUCUAAAACAACAUUCAGAAAGAAUGAAUAAAGCGAUUAAAAUAGCCAUUUCGAAAGCAGCAAGAGAUAGACAAGCUCAAUCUCGACGAGAAACAAAAAAUAAUACAAUUCGACUAGGUGGCAAUCCAACUCAUCGUAAAACACCCGACUCAAUUCUCGAUGAUCGCUCAUCAACCAGUUUAUUAUUACAUGAUUUAGAUGUAUCAACAAAAGAUCAUAAUAGUUCAUUGUUAUGGUCAUCAAUUGCAAAUACACAAAAUUCAUUUGAUUUAAGCAAAUGGCAGUGGACAUCGAAACGUAACAAACCAGUACAAACACAUAAGAAUACUUCGUCGACAAUGUCUCUAAAACAACAUUCAGAAAGAAUGAAUAAAGCGAUUAAAAUAGCCAUUUCGAAAGCAGCAAGAGAUAGACAAGCUCAAUCUCGACGAGAAACAAAAAAUAGUCUCGUCUAUUAA
This is a messenger RNA of Didymodactylos carnosus, 1044 nucleotides long. The record is from the annotation of a GenBank genome assembly. Lineage: Eukaryota; Metazoa; Rotifera; Eurotatoria; Philodinida; Philodinidae.